Megalobrama amblycephala (Wuchang bream) is the source of this 1546-nucleotide messenger RNA. Its product is annotated as leukocyte elastase inhibitor-like. Gene Ontology annotation, molecular function: serine-type endopeptidase inhibitor activity. Gene Ontology annotation, biological process: negative regulation of endopeptidase activity. Bases 307 to 1455 code for a protein of 382 amino acids. The record is from RefSeq and is a predicted model, not a curated record. NCBI's taxonomy places the organism in Eukaryota, Metazoa, Chordata, Actinopteri, Cypriniformes, Xenocyprididae. The transcript is spliced from 7 exons.
UUCAUGAUUUUAGCAAGGCAAAGCGGUUAAAAACUGCAGUGAUUGGGAAAUGGAGCCUCCUAUACACUCAACCAACCCGAUAUACAGCAACAACAACACCAAAUCAAUGCAGUGCAAUAUUAAACACAUUCUUACCGAGACUUUUAGAGGUUAACCACAUCUUUUAGAACAUCCAGUUAAUAUUUUUACCACGUAGCUUACUACAAUACUUUACAAACGUAUACAGUAGGGAGCUUUCGAUAACCAAACAAGAGGACAACUGAGUUACGGCGAAAGGACAUCUUUUACAAAUCAGUGUCAUCAGUCAUGGAGGGUCUCGCUCGAGCUAACAGUCUCUUCGCUCUGGAUCUCUAUCGGGCUCUGAGCGCGAGCAACUCUGAGGGAAACAUGUUCUUUUCCCCGCUGAGCAUCAGCGCAGCGCUCAGUAUGGUCUACUUGGGAGCCCGAGGAGACACAGCUGAAGAAAUGGCAAAGGUUUUGUCCUUCAGUUCUGUCUCUGAUGUUCACACUCAUUUUGAGACCCUCACCUCGUCAAUCAACAGUCCAUCAGAAUUCUACAUCCUCAGACUGGCCAACCGCCUCUACGGAGAGAAAACCUUCAGCUUCUUACCUGAGUAUUUGGAUUCCACCCUGAAGCUCUACCACGCUGACCUUCAGGCUGUGGACUUCAUUGGAGCAUCUGAGGACUCACGACAGCUCAUUAACAAAUGGGUGGAGGAGCAGACUGAAAACAAAAUCCAAAAUCUUCUCAAGCCAGGAAUGGUGGCUGGAAUGACCCGUCUAGUUCUGGUUAAUGCCAUCUACUUCAAAGGGAAUUGGAUGGAGCCAUUUAAAGCAAGAGACACUAAAGAAAUGCCAUUUAAAGUAAACCAGAAUGAGAGCCGGCCUGUGGAAAUGAUGUAUCAGAAGGAAAAGUUCCCCUUCAGAUGCAUCCCAGAGUAUAAACUGCAGGUGCUGGAGUUACCAUAUGAAGAGGAGGAGCUCAGCAUGUUGAUCCUUCUUCCAAACGAAACUCAGGAUGGCUCUGAUCCUCUUCUGAAGCUGGAGAGUGAGUUGACCCUUGACAAGCUACUUGACUGGACCAAUACAGAUGAAAUGACCACAUGGAUGAAUAUCAGAGUCCAUUUCCCAAAGUUCAAACUUGAGGUUGAGUGCUCCCUAUCAAAAAUACUGCAAGAGAUGGGUAUGAGCUCUGUGUUCCAGGAAACAAAGGCUGAUCUGACAGGCAUGAGCAGUCAGGACGGCCUCUUCAUUUCAGCUGUGGUUCACAAGGCCUUUGUUGAAGUGAAUGAGGAAGGCACUGAGGCUGCUGCAGCCACUAAAAUCGUUAUGUGUGGAUGUGCCCGUCAGCGAGAAACCCCGAGUUUCAUAGCUGAUCACCCCUUCAUGUUUUUCAUCAGGCACAACCACACUAACAGCAUUCUUUUCCUGGGUAGAUUCAGAGGCCCAUCCUAGAAAUGUAGUGUAUUUUUUCUCUGUUACACCUAAAUAAAGAAAUGAAUGUUUUCUCUGAAUGUUUUAUCAAAUAAAUUAUGCCUUCCUGUCA